Molecule: messenger RNA, 1489 nt
Organism: Nanorana parkeri
Lineage: Eukaryota; Metazoa; Chordata; Amphibia; Anura; Dicroglossidae
Gene: NRG3
Product: neuregulin 3
Exons: 1
Coding region: 785-1489 (234 amino acids)
Biological process (GO): intracellular signal transduction; nervous system development; animal organ development
Molecular function (GO): chemorepellent activity
Source: RefSeq, a predicted model, not a curated record
UAGAACCAUAUUCAAUUGAUGCUGCAAAGGCUUCCAAAGCUUUGCAUCCCAUUCAUUUUUAUUUCUCAUUUUGAAAGCACGGCAUCAAUGGAUGUAUAUAUGUGCAUGCAUAUAUUCAUGCAUGCACACUGUGCGUUAGGAGCUGUUUUUUUUCCCCCUAUGGCUUAUUUUGUGUUCUGUUAAAUGCUUAUGCUGGUGUCUAUACUGCUACCGCUGCUGGCUUCCACAGCUCAGACUCUCCUUAGCUCUAGCUUCGGAUUGGUCUCUCUCUUAAAGUGCUGGCCAAGGGUUGGUUGCAGGGACUGCUGAAUAACAGGUGCAUUUUGCUGCUCUGUCGCCUUUGAAAGAAACAGCCGAGGAAGGCUGGUGCAUCUGUUCUCUAGCUGAGAGAGAAGCAGAGGAGAGAGAAGGCAGCUCCCGUGUGCAGGAAUGUGCCUGAUCGAAUAGACAAAAGGGGGACACACGGAUGCUUGGAAAAAAAAGGAAAAAAAAAAGAAGGCUGGUGUAUCCGCACAGGAGACAGGCGAGAUACGAGAGCAAAGUGAAGAGAUGCACGGAUGAAUAGCACGUUAAACCCUGGAUGGAUGGUAUUUUUCUAGCUGAUUCAGCACUGUUUCUGGUGUUUUGCUCCGUACAAGAAUCGAAUGGAGGAAUGUUUGUUUGUUAAUUAUCUGUGACAUUUGAAUGCUGAGAUUUAUCUCCCUUCGUGGUGGGGAGCCUACUUAAAUGCUGAUGAUCCAGCUUCUCCAUGCUCAUGUAUUUUGGGGGGUGAAAGGAAUAUAGGAUGAGUGAAGGGGCUGCCUCCACCUCGCCACCUGUACGUCCGGCAGCUGCUGAAGAGGCUGCAGGUGGAAACACUACAGAAGAAGAGGAUGGGGCACCAAACCCUCGGGAGGUGCGGUGUAGUGACUGCAUUGUGUGGAACAGGCAGCAAACGUGGCUAUGUGUAGUGCCUCUCUUAAUUGGAUUCAUUGGCUUGGGUCUGAGUUUGAUGCUUUUAAAGUGGAUUGUAGUGGGUUCUGUGAAGGAUUAUGUCCCUCCCGAUUUAAUGGAUUCCAAGGGUAUCGGUCAGGACCCGAUUUUCCUUUCCAAACCGAGCUCUUUUCCAAAAAGUAUGGAGACUACAACUACCACGACCACCACGAGGACUCCCAAUCAAAUUAGCACCCGUUUAACCACUACCACCCGGGCGCCAACUCGUAUCCCGGGAAGCAGAGUACCUAUCUGGGCAAACCCUCGAACCACAACUGUGCGCCAUACAGUUGCCCCUCCUACAAUUAUCUCCACCACUGCCCCCCUUAGCACCACCACUUUUGCGCCACGCCCACUUCCAGGGACCCCCAGCACCCAGCCAAUGCCCAUAUGGCCCACCACGGAAUAUUCUACCUCUACCUACAAAAUGUAUCUCCAUGUUUCCACCCAGUCUCGGUUUCAGGAGUCUACCACGACCACUCUGGAAACUACCACUAUGCCCAAAUAUCGUAAGUAG